Plectropomus leopardus (leopard coralgrouper) is the source of this 1097-nucleotide messenger RNA. Its product is annotated as transmembrane protein 182-like. Gene Ontology annotation, cellular component: membrane. Lineage: Eukaryota; Metazoa; Chordata; Actinopteri; Perciformes; Serranidae. The record is from RefSeq and is a predicted model, not a curated record.
GUCGUGAGCGAAAUGUCCAGAGGCUUGUGUCCAGAAAAGUAAAGGACACUUGAAUUUGGCAGCUGUUUUGUCAACAAAAAAAUGAUUUUUUUUAUUAAGGGACUGCUGAGACAGGGAAGACUGAGUCAUGACUCCUGCUGAGAGGCUGAAGGUGCUCCUGUUUUUGGCUCUGUUCUUCGGAGCGACAGGGUUUCUGUUCACGCUGCUCUCCUGCGGGACGGAGUACUGGCUGCUGGCUGCGGAGACCUGCAGCCGGACAGAGGACAGCCAUGGAGGACAGAGAGAGAAGAGCGGAGCCGAGGCUAUAAACCAGAUGAGGAUCUUCCAUGAGGGUCUGUUUUGGCGGUGCUCCUUUACGGUUGUUUCUUAUGAUUUCACCAUGUGGGACCUUUGGAUCUCAGAUCAGCCAUCUUCCAAGGUCUGCCAUGCCGCUUUCCUCUUCCCGUUUCCUGUUUACGAGCGGAUGCCAUCACGGAUGGAGCCACACGGUUUACCCACAGAACCGUAUGAACAUCACUCUGCCAUCGUUUUUAGGACCUUCUGGAGCAUCUUCCUCGUCGCAGGCUUGGCGGCUCUGAUCAUUGGUGGAUUUGUUGUGACCUGUGCUGGCUCACAGACCAAUCACAGGCUCUUUAAAGUGGAAGGCGCUCUUCUGCUUUUUGGCGGUCUGUCUCUGCUGGCGGUGGUGCUGAUGUAUUUGAUGUGGGUCCAGGUCCUGGACACUCUGGAGCAGUUUGCCCUCCAUCACAGCGUCUCCACCUGCCCCUCCUUCCACCUCAGAGUCCAGCACGGUCCGUCCUUCCUCCUGGCUCCGGUGGCGGUCUUCUUCUGCCUUUUGUCUGGCGUCCUCUUCAUCCUGAUGGGCCGGAGCGUUCAGGGGAUGCAGAGGAACGAAAGAGACAAAACGACUGAACUUCCAGCUGCUGAUAUUUAUCUCUGACUUCUUCCUUAAAUACGGAGAAAUCAGUUUCAUCAAGUGCAAUGAUGGGAACUGCAUGAGAUCAACAAACAUAAUCUCUCACCCGGGGUUUAACCCUUUGAAGCCUGAGCAAACUGACGUGUCUUCUAUCAAAAACAUGGAAAGCAGGCAAUGAAAG